AUGAAUAAUCUGGCAUCACUCCUUCUUACGGAAUGCGACGCAACAGCGGAAUCUCGGGCAAGCUAUAAAGAACACGACACGAUUGUCAAGCUCCUCUGGACGGCCAGCGGGAUUGAAGCAGCGACAAAGAUAUGGAAACAGCUUGCAAAAUGGAGGCACGGAAAGGAAGGACGCAGUGAGGAAACGGAAAAAGAGAGAAGGGAAUUGGGCUACGGAUGGGGCACGCUGAACGACGCAAGGGACGAGUUUCCACUUUCUAUUCUCUAG
Morchella importuna is the source of this 267-nucleotide messenger RNA. RefSeq lists its product as uncharacterized. Lineage: Eukaryota; Fungi; Ascomycota; Pezizomycetes; Pezizales; Morchellaceae. The record is from RefSeq and is a predicted model, not a curated record. Bases 1 to 267 code for a protein of 88 amino acids. The transcript has a single exon.